AUGGUGACUGAUUGGCGUCGGCCGGUGGGCUGGUGCCUGUGCCUGGUGGGCUGCCUGGCCCUGCUCCGGUUGGCCACGCUGAGGCCCGCAGCUCCCCCCUCCCCCACGUCGAGCACCCUCCUCGUGUCCCUUCCGGUGGAUGCAGAGCUUUCAUGGAUCCUUGUCGACACAGGGAGCAUGUUAGUGAUUCGACAAUUCCAAAACGGUGGAUGUGACAUUGGAGAAAGCCAUGUCCAGCCUUUAUCCAAAACUGUGCUACCUCCUCACUCUUUGGGAGAUCCAUUGGAACUCUUUCCUUUUCUUCUAGUAAUGAAGCCCAUUGCUUCUCCUUUAAAUCUAAUUGCCAUUUCCCUUCCAACUCUCCAAUGA
Nezara viridula (southern green stink bug) is the source of this 369-nucleotide messenger RNA. Lineage: Eukaryota; Metazoa; Arthropoda; Insecta; Hemiptera; Pentatomidae. The record is from the annotation of a GenBank genome assembly.